Messenger RNA from Patella vulgata (common limpet), 1867 nucleotides. RefSeq names its product zinc finger protein ZPR1. Gene Ontology annotation, molecular function: zinc ion binding. Gene Ontology annotation, cellular component: cytoplasm; nucleus. Bases 79 to 1359 code for a protein of 426 amino acids. NCBI's taxonomy places the organism in Eukaryota, Metazoa, Mollusca, Gastropoda, Patellidae. The record is from RefSeq and is a predicted model, not a curated record. The transcript has a single exon.
UGUUAUUUAUUACACGUGUUGAUGUAAUUCUGGAACCUGUUAGCGUAAGAAUAAUUGGAGAUAGUUUAAUCAUUAAAAAUGGCUGAAACGAAAAAACCUCUGUUUAGGGAUAUAACAGCGGAAGAUGACGAUCCAGAAAUCACAGAAAUUGAAAGUUUGUGUGUGAACUGUGAAGAACAGGGUGUCACGAGAUUAUUUUUGACAAGAAUUCCGUUCUUUCAAGAAGUCAUCGUUUCUUCAUUCAACUGUGACCACUGUAAUUAUAAAAAUGCCGAACUUCAACCUGGAGCCAAAAUACAAGAUUAUGGUGUCAGCUACACAGUUAAAAUCAAAACUCCAAAUGAUUUGAAUCGACAAGUUGUACAAUCAAGUUAUGCAACUGUCAAGAUACCAGAAUUAGAAUUUGAAGUUCCACCCAAUAAAGGUGUCUUGACAACAGUGGAAGGCAUCAUAGACCGAGCUGUCACUGGUCUUCUUCAAGAUCAAGUACUGAGAAAAAUCCAGCACCCCGAAGCAGCGGCUAAAAUUGAGGAAUUUACGAAAAAGUUGGAGAAAUUGAAAGAGCUAGACGAACCUUUCACGUUGAUUGUUGAAGAUCCGACAGGUAACAGUUUCGUUGAAAAUCUACAUGUACCAAACAAAGAUCCUGAUAUGAAAAUCAAUCGAUACAAACGCAGUGCGGCUCAGAAUGAAGAGCUCGGAAUGAUGGAAGGUUCUGACGUGGAUGGGCCGAACACGGAGACAGUGGAAAAAGAUGAAAUCAUUCAGUUGCCAUCAAACUGUCCAAAUUGUAACUCCCCUUGCACCAUUAACAUGAAGAUGGUAGACAUUCCAAAUUUUAAAGAAGUGGUGAUUAUGGCGUGUAAUUGCGACGCUUGCGGAUAUCGUGAUAAUGAGGUGAAGGGGGCGAGCGGAAUGCAGGAGAAGGGCGUGAGGAUAACUCUACAUAUAACAGAUAAAUCAGACCUUAGUCGAGACUUGUUAAAAACUGAAACCAGCUCUAUCAGUAUCCCUGAACUCGAGCUCGAAUCACAGAUGGGAACAUUGGGGGGUAAAUUUACUACAGUUGAAGGUAUUCUAAUUAACAUCCGUGAUCAACUAGGGGCCAAUCCUUUCAUGGUCGGCGACAGCUCAACUGGUAAUAAAGUCAAAAAAUUUUGUGAUGAUGUAGACGAGAUUAUCCAGGGAAAUAGAUUAAACGUUCAUUUAAUCCUUGAUGAUCCAGCCGGAAAUAGUUAUCUUCAGAAUGUUUAUGCUCCUGAAGACGACCCAGAAAUGAAAGUGGAACAUUAUGAGCGAACAUUUGAACAGAACGAGGAGUUAGGUUUGAACGAUAUGAAAACAGAAAAUUAUGAUUAGCGUUAUUGUAGGCCUACGUGUAUAGGCAUGCCUUAAAGAUGCAUUAUGUAAGAGCUAAAUCUUCUUAUUGCAAUUUUUAUUUUGGCUUCAAAUGUUAUAAAAACUAUUAUUUCUGUAGACAUUUAUUCACAUGACUAGCCUAUAAUCAACUCCCAAGGCUAUCAGAUGGCAUAGAUUUUAAACGGAUUGAAAUACGAUCACAAUUUAAUGAUUUAAUUCAAACAGUGGUAACAUCGCUCAGAAUAAAGUAAUUUGAAUGAAAUUUUUAAUAUAUUAAUUUUGAAUUAUCUAUUUUGGAACUAUAAAAGCAAGAACGCCAGCUCUUUCGUGAUCUUAAUCUUACAUAAUGUAUCUUUAAAGACAGAGUUACAAUAUAUGCUAUGUUGAAUGGAACAAUAAGGUUUUUAGCGUAAAUAAAUUGAUUCAUGUUAAGAAGAUUCAACUCAUGUCAACCACUGUUGUUUAUUUAUAAAUAUAAAUUAUAUUUACCAUAAUUUAAUGUGUCUUG